AUGGCUACUUUAAUACAAUAUCAACUUACAUGCAAAUACUGGCACAUGUUGCUCAAAAAAAUAAUCUAUAGAAAUAUUACAAUCAAGACAUACCGUCAAUUGGUCUUGUUUAUUCGAACCAUUUCUACUCCACCUUCAAGCCCUGGUUUGUUUACAAAACAACUCUAUAUCACUUCAAUCUUAGACAGUCAAUAUGAACAAGCCAUGUUUAAUCAUUUAAUUGAACUCAUGCAUGAAGUCUAUGAUGGUCGCUGGAAAUACUUGAAUGCACUGCAAUACCCUAGAGAAUACAAGGAAUAUGCUUAUUGUAAUCAUGCUCUUCAAGACUAUCAACAUCACCACACGCUACCCAUAGUAAAACCACAUUUCAAGUUGCAUACACUUAAAGUUACCAAACCAAUCUUUGAUGAAAAUACCAUGGCUUAUAUCACGACUAAGUUUCCCAACUUGAAGAAAAUAUCGCUAGGUGACGAGUUCAAUCAGAUUCAGCCUGACUUGACUCAUUCAAACCCUGUGUUUUCUCAGCAAGUGCUCAACAGAUUUGCUUGUUACCUGCAGGAAUUAUAUUCGUAUCUUGUUUUGAAUUUGUUUGCAGAAAACAUGAGUGAUGUGGUCCGUACCUUGACUGGAACAGCUCUGAAUGUAUAUUUUACAGUUAACCAUGAAUCUCAGGAAUCAAGUCAACUUUGUGCCAUUCUGUCCAAAACCAAAACCUCUAUUUACGAAAACGGAAUGCAUUUGAAAUCAAGAUGUAACAACUAUACAUUAACACAUUUCGAGUGA
Molecule: messenger RNA, 783 nt
Organism: Gilbertella persicaria
Lineage: Eukaryota; Fungi; Mucoromycota; Mucoromycetes; Mucorales; Choanephoraceae
Exons: 3
Coding region: 1-783 (260 amino acids)
Source: RefSeq, a predicted model, not a curated record